Molecule: messenger RNA, 1440 nt
Organism: Necator americanus (New World hookworm)
Lineage: Eukaryota; Metazoa; Nematoda; Chromadorea; Rhabditida; Ancylostomatidae
Exons: 14
Coding region: 1-1440 (479 amino acids)
Biological process (GO): ribosome biogenesis
Cellular component (GO): nucleolus
Molecular function (GO): protein binding
Source: RefSeq, a predicted model, not a curated record
AUGAUAGUCGAUGUCGUUAAUAGUACAUUCUGCGCAGCUGAUAUAAAAUCUAGAGCACAGUCUCACCGGACUUUGGCUCGCUGGAUUACGAUUCGCCUCGUAAUUAUUGUGGGUAUUUUGAUUUUCAACAUGAGUGGGGAUAAGAUGGAGAACGAGAACAACCACGAAAUGGAGGUCGAACAACAACCUGAUGAUGAUUCUCUUGACAACGAAAAACAGGUGUAUAUCCCUGGUGUGAGCAGAGCCUUGAAAGAUGGAGAAGAACUUGCAUUCGAUCCUGAAGCCUACAAAAUAUUUUAUUCAUUUGAAACUAAGUGGUCUUGUCUCUCAUUCGACAUAGUGCAGGAUAGUCUUGGCGAUAGAUCCGAUUUUCCCUUGGAAUGUUACGUUGUAGCAGGAACUCAAGCUGACAAGCCAAAAAAUAACGAAAUUGUUGUCAUGGGACUUAAAAAUCUCAACACAUUAGAGGAUGAAGAGGAUAUAGAUGAACAAAGUGACGAAGACAGUGAUUCAGAAGAUGAGAAGAAAAAUGCGGUCAUACACUCCGUGACGAUUUCUCAUUAUGGCGGAAUUAAUCGAGUCAAGGUUCAAAAGCUUGGAGAUGGUAUUGUUUGUGCUGUUUGGAAUGAUAUGGGAAAAGUCCAGUUAUGGAAUGUUACGAAUGCACUAAACGAAUGUAGUAAAAUGACAGCAGCUAGCAAAGACGAAAAGCAAACACAGGAGAAACCCUUAUUUUCAUACAGCACAAAGAGAGAAGGUUAUGCGCUUGGUUGGUCAAAACUGAAGCAGGGGGACUUUGCUUCUGGUGAUCAGUGCCGGAACAUUCACGUUUACCGUAUGCACGAAGGUGGCACGUGGGCAGUAGAUCAACGAGCACUCACUGGUCAUUCCGGGAAGUUGAUUGGUUUCGUUGAAGACGUGCAUUGGUCUCCCACAGAAGAAGGUCUGCUGGCGUCAUGUUCUUGUGAUGGUACGAUAAAGCUGUGGGACACUCGGUCAAGUCCAGCAAAUGCUUGUGUGUGCACCGUUGAUAAGGCCCAUAGUUCUGACGUGAAUGUCCUAUCAUGGAAUCCAAGCGAUGCACUGUUAGUAAGCGGUGGAGACGAUGCUGAGCUGAAAAUUUGGUCGUUGAAGAGCAUUCAAUUUGGUCAACCAGUUGCACGCUUCAAGUAUCAUUCAGCACCUAUAACAUCGGUCGAAUGGUUGCCACAGGAUGCGACGACUUUCAUGGCUUCUGCGGAAGAUGAUCAGGUUACCAUCUGGGAUAUAGCUACGGAGGCUGAUUCGCAAGAUGCUGUAGAAGGUGUGCCACCUCAACUCAUGUUCUUACAUCUUGGCCAAAAAGAGGUCAAAGAAGUACACUGGCAUCCACAGAUUUCUGGACUCGCCCUCACAACGUCGCUGGAUGGUUUUAAUGUUUUUAAAACGAUCAAUAUUUGA